Messenger RNA from Clarias gariepinus (North African catfish), 2003 nucleotides. It is a transcript of the gene hrh1, whose product is annotated as histamine receptor H1. Gene Ontology annotation, cellular component: dendrite; membrane. The coding region runs from base 87 to 1682 and encodes 531 amino acids. NCBI's taxonomy places the organism in Eukaryota, Metazoa, Chordata, Actinopteri, Siluriformes, Clariidae. The transcript has a single exon. Gene Ontology annotation, molecular function: histamine receptor activity; neurotransmitter receptor activity; G protein-coupled serotonin receptor activity. Gene Ontology annotation, biological process: G protein-coupled receptor signaling pathway, coupled to cyclic nucleotide second messenger; regulation of vascular permeability; positive regulation of vasoconstriction. The record is from RefSeq and is a predicted model, not a curated record.
CACUUAUGGACACUUUGAAGAAUAAUCAAUGUGUGAAUUCCAUUAUCCAGACCUUUGACAUCAGGUGACAAUACAAGAACCCUCCAAUGGAGACUAAGACGGGGAGUCACAUGAGUAAAAUCUUACAAGGCCAUGCCAACAUUAAUUUUACCACAUAUUUAAAUGCAUCACUUUCCCUUCACCAUCAUGUGAACAAUGCAGUGCUGGGCAUAAUUCUGGCCAUGUUGUGCCUCCUGACAAUCGUCAUGAACAUUCUGGUUCUAUUCGCUGUGAGGAAGGAACGUACUUUACAUACAGUCGGGAACCUUUACAUCGUCAGCCUCUCUUUGGCGGAUUUAAUAGUUGGGGCGACAGUGAUGCCGCUAAACCUUGUCUAUCUACUGGAGGAUGAAUGGAAACUUGGGCGCGUGGUAUGUCAGUUCUGGCUGGUAAUGGAUUACGUAGCAAGCACGGCCUCCAUUUUCAGUUUGUUUAUCCUUUGCCUGGACAGAUAUCAGUCUGUUAGACACCCAUUAAGGUACCUGAAAUACCGAACACGGGGACGAGCGACCCUGAUGAUUUGUUUUGCUUGGCUUCUCUCCAUGACGUGGAUUAUUCCCAUUUUGGGAUGGAGGAUGUUUGCCAACGUCGACCGGAAACCUGAACUAGAAAGCAAAUGCGACACAGACUUUCGCUUCGUCACAUGGUUUAAAGUGCUGACCGCCAUUCUCAACUUUUACAUCCCGUCAUUUCUGAUGCUGUGGUUCUAUUCACAGAUUUUCAUAGCAGUGCGAGAACAUUACAAGCAGUGGGAGAGUGUCACAAUCGCUAAGGUGGUCGCAGAUGAAGACAUGAACGUGCAAAGCUUAAGACAUCAGAGAACAUUCUGUAAAAUGGCAGAGGAAGAGAAUCUGGCUUUGCACACUUACUCGCAAAAGGAUGGCAUGCUGGAUCAGUAUACUUUGGAGCAGGCGUACACCUCGAGGGACACCAAUGAGGAGAUUGGCGAAUCCCUGGCUGAUAAAAAAUCUAAAUAUAGGAAAUCUUCAUUUUUUAAGAUUACAAAAACCAAAAAGAGAACUGAAAGGGAUCCCCAUGAGGUUUCCUCAGUAGACCAGGAAGUCAAUUCUGCAACACCUUCCAAGGAUCCAUCUUUACCUUUAGGCUUUUUGCAACAUGAAGAGAAUGCAGAUCUCAAAAUGUUUGUUUCCGUUACUGAUUGUAAUGUGUUAGUGCCCAAUUCGGUUGCUAAUAUUUGUGAGAUAACCCCCAACACUGAUGUUCACAAACAUAUCACUAUCCUCUGUAACGAUGAUACUAAUGCACAGUCCCCUGUAUCGCAGGGGUCAUGGAUGCACGACGAUAGUCCGAUGAUAGACGGUAGCAACACUAUGACUUUGAGACAAACAUGGCAGAAGUUCUGCGAACAGUCCAGGCAGUGUGUCCAGAACAUGCGCGUUCAUAAGGAACGGAAAGCGGUGAGGCAGUUAGGCUUUAUCAUUGGAGCUUUCAUGGUGUGCUGGAUCCCAUAUUUUAUCACUUUUAUGGUUAUGGCGCUGUGCAACACAUGUGUCCAUCAUGACCUUCACAUGUUCACUAUAUGGUUGGGAUACAUCAACUCUACCUUAAACCCUUUUAUUUAUCCGCUUUGCAAUGAGAAUUUCAAAAGGGUAUUUAAAAAGUUCUUUCGUAUCAAGCAGUGAUUUGUGUCUGUAUGUGUAGCAGCUGUGUACUGAAUGUGUAUGUAAAUAUAUAGUACUUAUGUUGCAUUUAUGUGCGUACUGUAAUUGUGUAUUUUUAGGAGUGCUAAACUUUAAACAGCUUUGUUCACUGGCUCAUAUUAUGUUGUUGUACGCUUGUAAUCUGCAUCAGAUUAAUGCAUCAGUACUAAUACUGAUGGUAAAUGUAUAAUAAACCCUCAGUGAGUUUUGGUGGUACUAAGGUUUGUUUUUUUCACGUACCAUGCUUUGUACGUCUGUGUCUGUGUUUUUGUAGCCUUUUUAUGGUAUACAUGGAUCAGUUUA